GAAAAAGAAAAAACCCCAACCCCUGACGACUCACCUGAUUAACCUGCUGCAGUUCUGACCCUGCCAAGUGCUGUUGGGAAAGUGUUCUGCAUUCAGUAGCAUUGUUGGCUGUCCCCUGUAAUGAAUUUCUGGAGAAUGAAAGCCCUGAAAACCAGAAGAAUUGAGGCCUUAUUAGUAUUUUGAGCUGGCAAUUUACUGGUUCAUCAACGAAACAAUAUUGAAUUAUGAAGAUGUAAGAAAAAUUCCUGUGCACACGUUGUUGAAGUUUAAAAGUUUUCUAGGGAGCCCUAUAAUAUUCAGAAGACGAUAGAGGAGACUCCCAGAGCUGAAAGGGCUUCUCUGCAGAAUGUCAAGCAAAGAUCGACACAUUGAUUCUAGCUGUUCGUCAUAUAUCAAGACGGAACCCUCAAGCCCUGCCUCCUUAACGGACAGCAUCAACCACCACAGCCCCGGUGGCUCUUCAGACGCCAGCGGGAGCUAUAGUUCAACCAUGAAUGGCCAUCAGAAUGGACUUGACUCACCACCUCUGUACCCUUCUGCUCCUGUCCUUGGAGGUAACGGGCCUGUCAGGAAACGAUAUGAUGAUUGUUCCAGCACCAUUGCAGAAGAUUCACAGACCAAGUGUGAAUACAUGCUAAAUUCGAUGCCCAAGAGACUGUGUUUGGUGUGUGGUGAUAUUGCAUCUGGGUACCACUAUGGGGUAGCUUCAUGCGAAGCUUGCAAGGCCUUCUUCAAGAGGACAAUUCAAGGUAAUAUAGAAUACAGCUGCCCGGCCACAAAUGAAUGUGAAAUCACAAAGCGCAGACGCAAAUCCUGCCAGGCUUGCCGUUUCAUGAAGUGUCUAAAAGUUGGCAUGCUGAAGGAAGGGGUGCGUCUUGAUAGAGUACGUGGAGGUCGCCAGAAGUACAAACGCAGAAUAGAUGCAGAGAAUAGCCCAUACCUGAACCCUCAGCUGGUUCAGCCAGCCAAAAAGCCAUUGCUCUGGUCCGUUCCUGCAGAUAACAAGAUUGUCUCACAUUUGCUGGUGGCUGAACCAGAGAAGAUCUAUGCCAUGCCUGACCCUACUGUUCCAGACAGUGACAUCAAAGCUCUCACUACCCUCUGUGAUCUGGCAGACAGAGAAUUGGUGGUCAUCAUUGGAUGGGCUAAGCAUAUUCCAGGUUUCUCUACUUUGUCUCUGGCUGAUCAGAUGAGCCUUCUGCAAAGUGCUUGGAUGGAGAUUUUGAUCCUUGGUGUUGUAUACCGAUCACUUUCUUUUGAGGAUGAACUUGUCUAUGCAGAAGAUUAUAUUAUGGAUGAAGAUCAGUCCAAAUUAGCAGGCCUCCUUGACCUCAACAAUGCCAUCCUGCAGCUGGUAAAGAAAUACAAGAGCAUGAAGCUGGAGAAAGAAGAGUUUGUCACCCUCAAAGCCAUAGCGCUUGCUAAUUCAGAUUCAAUGCACAUAGAAGAUGUUGAAGCAGUGCAGAAACUUCAAGAUGUCUUACAUGAGGCUCUUCAGGAUUACGAGGCUGGCCAGCACAUGGAAGACCCCCGUCGAGCUGGGAAGAUGUUGAUGACUCUGCCACUUCUGAGGCAAACGUCUACCAAGGCUGUGCAGCAUUUCUACAACAUCAAAUUGGAAGGCAAAGUUCCUAUGCACAAACUUUUUUUGGAAAUGCUGGAGGCCAAGGUCUGACUAAAAGCACCCUAGGCCUUCCCAUCAUGCACGCUGAAAAAGGGAAAAUAAACAAGAUAGUUAGUGGCAAAGAAACUUUAACGGCAACAACAACAAAAAAUGACUGCACUGAUCGUUUAGCAGCAAGACUGUGAUGCAGCUUUCAACUUCCUCUGUAUCUUUUGAUGCAAUCUCUCUACUUUAUCUCUUAUCUCAUUCACUUUCUCCCCCUUUCUUUGUUCCUUCCUUUCCUACAAGUGUUCCUUUUCACC
Messenger RNA from Vombatus ursinus (common wombat), 1926 nucleotides. It is a transcript of the gene ESRRG, whose product is annotated as estrogen related receptor gamma. The record is from RefSeq and is a predicted model, not a curated record. Gene Ontology annotation, biological process: regulation of DNA-templated transcription. Lineage: Eukaryota; Metazoa; Chordata; Mammalia; Diprotodontia; Vombatidae. Gene Ontology annotation, molecular function: steroid binding; nuclear steroid receptor activity; zinc ion binding. The transcript has 10 exons. Gene Ontology annotation, cellular component: nucleus. Bases 347 to 1675 code for a protein of 442 amino acids.